CGGACCGCGAAGAGUACGCUCGUGUUUAACGCGAUCCCCGGUCAGCGCUCCGCUUUCUGAAGUUACGUGAAAAUCGGAUUGACUUGUGGUUCUUACCUAUAAAUAUUUGUGCGAGUUUUAGUGGAAAGGAAAAACCAGGUGUCCUUUUCGUGUAAAAUAUGUAUAGUCGAAAACGUCAAAGGAAGCGGAGAGCGAAGCACUGUGUUGUCGUGCGAUGGACGUGCCAUGUGAAAAUGUAACUUAAACUCUUCGAAGUAAAAGUGAUUAUGGCGUGGCACCUAACGAUGUGUAGAUUAAGUAAUAAUUGUUUGUUGGUGUUAGUUAUAUCGUUGUGCAGGACAAUAGUUUGUGAUGGACAGUGUCCGAAGUUCGCCGAGAAGCCCCUAGAGACGCGUGUCCAAGACGCUUCCAUAGUUUUUAGAGCAGUGGUUAUACAGGCACAUUAUUUGAGCAAAACACUAGAUUUAGCGCUAGUGUCUAUAUACAGAGGAGGUGUAGAAUUAGCAUCAGUCAGCCAGUAUGCAGGUUCACCAUAUAAUACGACAGACAGACAGGUGAACCUCAAGAUCAACCCACAGCUAGGGGACUGCUUCAACUGGAGUAUGGCGCCAUCUCAGAGCGAGCUGGUGGUGUUCUCCAGGAUCAUAGACCCGGCUGUGGACUUGGAGACGACUCCACCCGACGGGCCCUGGCUUGAAGCCACGGCAGCCGCAGUGCCAUGGAGUUUAGGAGUAGACAUCGCCAUAUGGAAUGCAGUAGGUUGGGCGGGCUGGGGAGAGUGGGGUGCCUGUAGUAGGAGCUGUGGAGGGGGGAAACAGACUCGGAGGAGAUACUGCUCGAAGACCGUCUGCGAGGGGUACGGAGAACAGGGGAGGGCGUGUAAUUCCUUUGAUUGUGAAGGAGCAAUUAACCCACUAGCGCCUGGAGCGAGGCGAAACUUCCACCCAGCGCAGGCGCGAUGGGGCACCGUUUCGGACAGGCCUCAUGCGUUCAGCCUAAGGCCUAACUCCUACAUCUGGAUCGCGUCUUCAGAGCUCUUCGGGGUUGGCAAGACCUUCCCUAGGGAGUUCACAUUGUUCAUCUCCUUGAGGCUAAGGCCUGAGAGUGGGGGCUACGGCCAAGGGACCUUGUUCUCACUGAGGUCCAGGCGUAGAACUGGGUCUUUCCUGUCCCUCGAGUUGGCGGGGCGGGGGGCGGCGAGACUGGUCCACGCGGGAGCUGGGUCAUCCAGGUCCAUAUAUCUAGCGGUACCCUUGUAUGACUUCCGCUGGCAUCAUAUCGCUGUAAGUGUCCACGAUGACAACACAGUACGGGCAUACGUUGACUGCCGCUGGUUAAGAACGGAUGUCCUAGAAAAGGAUGCUUUGGACACACCAAGGGACGCGGAUCUCAUAAUAGGAUAUCUUUUCUCGGGCGACCUCGAACAACUUGUGCUGGUCCCGAGAGCUGGUGAAGCCCAGAAACAGUGCUCAAGUCAAGUGACCGGUCUGCUGACGACACCCUAUGUUACACUGCACGACUCGUAAUCCCGACAUUGAACUUUUUGUUGCUAAUUUAAGUCCUAUUGCAAAGCAAAUAGGCAAUAAAUACAAUACGUUUCAGUGCUGUAGUACUUCACAUGCAAGCUGUUGACUAUUUUUUCAAUUAUGGAGAGAAUUCUAUUAAGUAUAAUGUGAUGUAAAAAGACGGUAGCAGAAUUGGGUCGGCAUUUCUUUUUAAGUUUGGUCAACAGCUUUAUUAAUGAUGGAAUAAUGACUAAUGGCACGUUUUGUUGAACACCUUCUCAAUUAAUGCAAUUUUACAGUUAUUUGUAUAGAUGUUUUCAGAUUGCAGAUUUCCGCGAAAUAAGUACCUUAAGGAAGACACUGUAAAAUUUAAUCAUGAAAUAAAUAAAGUUCAAGUACAGACAGUAUAUGAAAUACUUGAUUAACAUUUAAUAAAAGACUUUUAGAGCGGGUUCACCGUCUUUUUUGUUUUUUUAAUUUCUGAUUCUUUAUUGGCUCCGUGUUUGUAAUGAUCCAUACAUACUACUCGAUAGGUUUCGUGUAAAAAUUAACGCAUCGCGUCCUAUGAACGAGCCUUCGAGUUAUGAGUUUUGCGAUCCACAUGUUGAUUUUUACUCGUUUUAGAGAGAGACUUCUUUAUUAUUAUACCCGUUCAAAGAGUGGUUAAUGAAAUUAUCAGUGCGCGUAAACGUUCAAUGUAAAGACAAUAGUGAGUAAUUUUUAAUCAAAAAUAAUAUAAUUGCUGCGGGUA
Chilo suppressalis (striped riceborer) is the source of this 2256-nucleotide messenger RNA. The record is from the annotation of a GenBank genome assembly. NCBI's taxonomy places the organism in Eukaryota, Metazoa, Arthropoda, Insecta, Lepidoptera, Crambidae.